CUCUCGUAUUACAAGAAUGCAAACUGUUGAAGACGAUUGUUCUUAUUCGACUUCUUCGUCAUCCUCGUCUCAAACCGAGGCUACCGAACUGCAUGUAUCCUCGUCAACGACGACUAAAAGAAAGGCGGGGAGGAAGAAGUUUAAGGAAACAAGACACCCCGUGUAUAGGGGUGUCAGAUUAAGAAAUGGGUCCAAAUGGGUUAGCGAAGUACGCGAGCCUAGUACGAAACAUAGAAUCUGGUUGGGAACUUUUCCCACUCCCGAAAUGGCGGCUAGGGCUUAUGAUGCAGCAACCCUAGCUUUACGUGGCGAUGGCUCGCCACUUAAUUUUAGUGACUCGGCCCGUUUUAUUAAACGGGCUGCGUCAACUUCUGAUAGUGAUAUUAAACAAGCUGCUUUAGAGGCAGCUCUUGCAUUUGGGCCAAGAGGGUAUGACGUUGAGUCGUCGUCUUCGUUAGGGUGUUGUGAGGUGGGACAAGGCGGCGGAAACAUGGCAGUGGAGGUGGCGGAGACGGGUUUUGUUGAUGAAGAGAUGGUGUUUAAUAUGCAUGGUUUUUAUAAUAGCAUGGCGGAGGGGUUAGUGAUUACACCACCAGGCAUGAAGAAGGGUUUUGACUGGAGUGAUGACACUGAUUCUAAUAUCGACUUGACUCUCUGGAGGCAUUAGAUGUAACAGCGGAACAAAAUAGUCAGAGGGUCAAGUGACCCUCAGUUAUCCUCUGAUGGUCACUUGAUCCUUUGGCCUUUGUUCCGCCAUGGACCGAAGUACAUCAAGCUUAUUUUCAAAUGUUGGAACAAGUUAUUUUUUUUGUUUGUCUGGAUAUGUUUGCAGAAGAUAAAGAACAUACGACACACCUUUCAGAUUCAUGAAUUAUGGGUUCCAAAAUUCUUGGAACAAAUAGUUUUCGUUGCUUAUAUACUUUUUAUAUGGUUUACCUGUGU
Helianthus annuus (common sunflower) is the source of this 942-nucleotide messenger RNA. Its product is annotated as dehydration-responsive element-binding protein 1F. Lineage: Eukaryota; Viridiplantae; Streptophyta; Magnoliopsida; Asterales; Asteraceae. Gene Ontology annotation, biological process: regulation of DNA-templated transcription. The record is from RefSeq and is a predicted model, not a curated record. Bases 17 to 667 code for a protein of 216 amino acids. Gene Ontology annotation, molecular function: DNA binding; DNA-binding transcription factor activity. The transcript has a single exon.